Molecule: messenger RNA, 2193 nt
Organism: Xyrauchen texanus (razorback sucker)
Lineage: Eukaryota; Metazoa; Chordata; Actinopteri; Cypriniformes; Catostomidae
Product: ribulose-phosphate 3-epimerase-like
Exons: 6
Coding region: 207-893 (228 amino acids)
Biological process (GO): pentose-phosphate shunt; pentose-phosphate shunt, non-oxidative branch; carbohydrate metabolic process
Cellular component (GO): cytosol
Molecular function (GO): D-ribulose-phosphate 3-epimerase activity; metal ion binding
Source: RefSeq, a predicted model, not a curated record
UUGUAUUUUAAAUACGUAAUACCGUUACAUGUAAUCCGUUACUCCCCAACCCUGGUUAUGUUUUAUUUUCACAAACCGCCUCCCGUAUUCAUAUCUAUGCCGCCUCCUCUUGGCGAUAAGAGAUGACAAUACACGACUUUUAUUUUGAAACACCUCAGUGAAUAGCGGAAGUGUGUGAGCAGUUGUUGAGGCAGACAGAGUGCAGCAUGGCGUACACGGCGAAAAUAGGACCUUCAAUUUUGAGCAGCGAUCUGUCGCAGCUCGGGAGAGAAUGUGAGAGAAUGAUGGAGUGCGGUGCUGACUUUCUGCACCUUGACGUUAUGGAUGGACAUUUUGUUCCAAACAUCACAUUUGGGCAUCCUAUGGUGGAAUGUUUACGAAGUUCUAUUGGUCCUAACCCAUUUUUUGACAUGCAUAUGAUGGUGUCCAGGCCAGAGCAGUGGGUGAAGCCCAUAGCAGCCGCAGGAGCCAAUCAGUACACUUUCCACCUGGAAGCCACCACCAACCCUGGCAACCUCAUCAAGGAAAUCAGAGAGAGUGGCAUGAAGGUUGGUCUUGCCAUCAAACCUGGAACAACUGUUGAAGAAUUAGCACCAUGGGCUAGACAGAUCGAUAUGGCUCUUGUCAUGACAGUAGAACCUGGCUUUGGUGGACAAACGUUUAUGGAAGAUAUGAUGCCAAAGGUGAGCUGGUUAAGAAGUCAGUUCCCUUCUCUGGACAUUGAAGUGGAUGGAGGAGUUGGUCCAGACAGCAUCCACAGAUGUGCAGAGGCUGGAGCUAACAUGAUUGUGUCGGGCAGUGCUGUGGUGGGUAGUGAUGACCCUCGCUCCGUAAUCGCCCUCCUCAAAAAUGUUGUAAUUGAGGCAAUCCAGAAACGUUCUUUGGACCGCUGACCAUCUUGAUGUUUUAUCUCCGUCUGUUUUCAGUCACCACUGAAAGUUUUUUGUAGAGAUUCUGAGAUUGAAUUUUUAUAUACAAAUGUGUUCUCGAAUGUUCAGUGGUGCCUCUGAAUGGGCAUGACCUUGUGCGGGAUGUGCCAAAGGUGCAUUUGCACAUCUAGAGACCAUGAGAACUGCCCCUGCCAAGACUCUUGUUUGGAUACAACAGAAGUUUCAGCUGUGUACCACCAUCAAGAACUGCUUGAGUUAAUACAGAAUGUCUCUUGUCGCUCUCCUUUUAGUGACAACAAUAUGACCAUUCCUCUCUAAAUGAUACUGUUGUUCUGAUUUAAAAUAUUUUGCCUGAAACCAAAUUUCAGCAAAUUUUUUGCUUCUGUCAUAGCACCCAUAACGGAGUGUGUGAGAGGGAAAAUGGCUACACCAUUGAUGAUAAAGCUGCUAAUAACUUUUUUAUUAUGGGUUCACUGUUUUCAGAUUGUGACUCAAAUACUGUAUUACUCAUUUACUGCAGAUCAUGACAGUUCAAAUGGAUUUUGAUCAUUUAUUGAACAUUCCAUCAACCUGUUUUUCAAGAGGACUCUAAAAUGAUAAAAGCAUUAAUCAAAACAGUUUAAGUUGUUUUUUUUUUUUGUGUCUAUUUUAAAUCAUAAAUAUGAACAAACAUUUGGCCAUUACUGAACAUUGCAUUAAUUGAAGGACCAAGUAAGGUUAGCUGUCACCAAACUAAACGAUUAUAAUAGCAAAGAACCAUUCAUUAAUGUGAACAUUUUAAUUGAAAUAUGAAGGAAUGGGUUGGUAUUGAAAUUGUGCCCACAGAACAGAAGCAGAUCCGUUAAUUAAAUGUAUAAUCUGUAAGUGUCUGUCCACAGCCAGGACCUCUGGAUAGCAGGUCCUGUGCUUUCCAAAAUAUGAUUCUUUCUUUCACUUUGUGCCAUCCUUUGGCCAAAUCUCCAAAUAUACCACAGGGCAUCAAUGUUUGGAUCUACAGGGCAUAAUAGAACAUUAAUAGAAAACUAUAAUAAUAAAGGCAAGAUCAUUUUAUUUGUAGUAAGUCAUUUUCACCUCUUAUCUCGGAUAAGCGUAAUGGUGGAUCAUUGUGAGAUUUUGGCUGGGAUAGACUCACUAAUAGCAUAAGAAUACAAAGCAGAGCACACAGCUUUACUGCCAUUGCUUAGUGUAUGGCACCAGAGAGUGAGCAAAGUGCCACCUGAUAAUAUCUGCAAAGUGAUUGAAUCAAAGCACGGUCAUUUGUCUUUCUACCAUUAAAAUGUCCUUAAUUUAGAACUGGAAAUAA